AUUUUCUGCCGGCUAUCGGUACUAAUGUUCAGUUUAACGGGUACUAGGAAUCGGAUAACAUCAGGCACUGUUAACUCGUACUUUAGUUUACAUACGUUUAAAAUAGUGUGAAUUUCACAGACGUCUUUCUAUAUUAUUUGUAAUAGUAACGUAGACUGUGAAAGAAACAGAAAACAUGGCUUCAGCUGGUCUCAAAGAAUUCUACAAAGGAAAAAACAUUUUUAUAACUGGGUCGACAGGCUUUUUGGGAGUGUGUCUUCUAGAAAAAAUAUUGAGAAGCAUACCGAAUCAUGGAGAUAUUUACUUAUUGCUUAGACCAAAGAAAGGGAAACAAAUCAAUGAAAGAUUGGAAGAAAUUAAAAGCAACAAUAUUUUUGAACGUUUGCUAAAAGAUAAGCCUGUUGAUGAGGUGUUUGCACGUGUCAAAGCAGUGGCCGGAGAUGUUGGAGAGGAGAAUUUAGGUCUUUCUGAAAGUGAUAGAAGUCUUUUACACCAAAAUGUUAAUGUUAUCUUCCAUAGCGCGGCCACUUUGGACUUUGGAGAUGACUUAAAUACCACUAUCAAUAUUAAUUUACUAGGUACAAGACGAAUAACAGAACUAGCUAAAAAAUGUCGCAACCUAAAGGUUUUAAUACACGUAAGCAGCGCUUACGUAAACUCAUACUUGAACGAAGCUGAAGAGAUAAUUUAUCCCCUACCCAGAGACCCAGAGGAAUUAAUCAAAAUUGUAGCGAAACUAAAUCCAGAAGAAUUAGAAAAACAAACUCCAGAACUUUUAGGCAAACACCCAAACACCUACACGAUAACGAAACAUAUGGCCGAACACGAGGUACAAAAGUGUGAGGAACUUUUCCCCUGCACUAUCGUGAGACCUUCCAUGAUUGUGGGUGCCUUUAAGGAACCGGUACCAGGCUGGACUAUUAGUAAAAAUGGUCCUCAAGGUUUUCUGAUGGGUGCAUCCAAAGGUGUCAUUCGGCGAUUACCCGUGGCUAAACAACUAAUAUACGACUAUAUUCCCGUCGAUAUAGUAGUUAAUAAUCUCCUGGCAGCCGGAUUUCAUUCAGGUGCCACCCAAUCAAAGAAGACCCAAGUCUAUCAUAGCACGUCCAGUACAAGAAAUCCCUUCAAAUGGGACUAUGUAGAAACCAGGAUUAACGAUAAUCUUCAUAAAUACCCUUUGAAAUCCGCCGUAUGGUAUCCACAUUUAAAAUUGCUGCCGUCAGUAACUUACUAUAAGAUAUCGGCGCUUUUUGUCCAUUUUUUGCCAGCUAUCAUUUUGGACACCAUAACUAGACUGACUGGUGGACGUCCAAUCUUAAUGAAACUUCAUAGAAACGUAAACACAUCAUUAGAUCGUUUGGAAAAGUUUAUUUUUACCGAAUGGAAAUUUUCUGCUAAGAAUACCACAGAUCUGCAAACGUGGCUGAAUAAAAACGACCAAGAAGAAUUCAGCCUGGACAUAUCUUCUUUGGUAUGGCCUGCAUACUUCGAUGACCUUACCCUCGGUGCCAGAAUUUAUCUUAGCAAAGACCCAGUAAAAACUUUGAACUCCGCCAGACAAAAAGAUAAAAUUUUACUUGGAAUACAUCUUCUCGUCCAAGGCGGUAUAGUGUUUCUCUUUUGGUACAUAUUUUCAGGAAUUUUAGGCCUAUCUCUGAAGCAAUCCUUCUUAUUAGUUCCAGCAAUUGUUGGUUUGCUUAAUCUUUUAUAAAGAAAUAAAAAAUAUAUAUUGAAAAGUUGUGAGGCAAGAAAAAUUAUAUAGGGAUAAGAGAAAUCAUUUCAUUGAAUUGUUUGAAAACUAUAUAGUAUUAAUUUAAGCAUUUAAUAAUGGUAAUUUACUGCUUUUUGAUGCUUUACGUUAAAAUAUCUCGUUCAUAUACUAGAAAUCAUUAGUUUUGUAAUGUAUAUUAAUUUAAUAAGAAUUUUUUAUUAUGUGAAAUUAAAUUACUAAGUCUGUA
Molecule: messenger RNA, 1958 nt
Organism: Sitophilus oryzae (rice weevil)
Lineage: Eukaryota; Metazoa; Arthropoda; Insecta; Coleoptera; Curculionidae
Product: putative fatty acyl-CoA reductase CG8306
Exons: 9
Coding region: 176-1711 (511 amino acids)
Biological process (GO): long-chain fatty-acyl-CoA metabolic process
Cellular component (GO): peroxisome
Molecular function (GO): alcohol-forming very long-chain fatty acyl-CoA reductase (NADP+) activity
Source: RefSeq, a predicted model, not a curated record